AUGAAGAUUUUGAAGAAGUGUGCUGAGGACGAGAGAGCGGAGAAAGAGCGGUAUCGUCAGUUAGCGAACCAAUGCAAGAAGAUCCAAGAGACGGAGAGAUUGAGUGAAGAAAAGGAUGAAAAGAUUGCAGCGUUGGAGAAAUCCGUCGAAAAGUAUCGUGAAAAGUACCAAAAAGCACGCGAAGCAAAACAGCGAUUGCAGGAACGUGAACCACGCCACAUGCUCAACAAAAGGAUUGGCUGUCUUCCGAAAUACAUCGGCCGCUCAAACUUCGAAGACAUCCUCCCCGUUUGUCACAAAGGUGUCGACUUACGCUCCUAUCUCGAUGCAAAAAUGUUGUAUGUUCCCGGCCGUCUGACAUGGUGUACAGCAUCGAAGCACCACGCUCUCGCCUUUGGACCCAUGUUCGCGGUAGAUUCGGAGAAAAUGAUAUGGAAAGAAAAUUCCGUUUUCAACUCUUUAUACGGUCAAACUGUUGAAUUGUUCUAUAACUGCAAAGACCUCAUAUACUACGGUGGUCAAUACAAAUGUCACAACAAUCGGCAAAACAACCCAGACGGCGAUCUCGUCCAAAAAGAAACGUCAGCCUUCGAACUGGCAGAUGUUACGAUCACGGUCAACUCAGGCCCGGGAAAGCAAGAGGCUCUAAGGAAAAUGAUUUUUCACCUAUACAUUGGAGGCAUCCUCAAGACGGAGAUCUUGGGCCUCCAGUGCGUUGGGUUCGACGAUGAGCUCUACAACACACUUGUGAAGCGAUUCAACAUGAAUAACCCGUCGUUGAAGCGCGGAGGAUCACAUCGGUUGGACUCUGACAGAAAGGUCAAGAGAGCGAAAGCAGGUGGUAAAUUUUAA
This is a messenger RNA of Laccaria bicolor S238N-H82, 852 nucleotides long. RefSeq lists its product as uncharacterized. NCBI's taxonomy places the organism in Eukaryota, Fungi, Basidiomycota, Agaricomycetes, Agaricales, Hydnangiaceae. The transcript is spliced from 6 exons. The coding region runs from base 1 to 852 and encodes 283 amino acids. The record is from RefSeq and is a predicted model, not a curated record.